Messenger RNA from Effrenium voratum, 4770 nucleotides. The record is from the annotation of a GenBank genome assembly. NCBI's taxonomy places the organism in Eukaryota, Dinophyceae, Suessiales, Symbiodiniaceae.
GGAGCUGCAGCCCCAGCAAAGGAAGCUUCACGGCCAGAUUUCUUCAGCGCACAAAGCGGAAGCAACUUGGCACCGCGAGCAGACACUGAGCAUGUGGCGGAAGAACCCACACUUUCCCGGCCAGAGGCAGCAGGGAAGCCAGCGGGAAUCAGCCUGCGACUUCCUAAGGCUGCCAAGAGCAAGACCCCUCCGAAGCAGCGAGGCACACCAGACCUUGUGCCAGACAGGUCUUUCUUUGGCGGAAGUGCUGUGCACAAGCAUGGGACGGAGACAGUCAAGGUUGAGGCUGCUGGCGCAACCCCACCGUCACCACGGUCGCCACUAGCAGUGGAUCGCCCAGCGGACAACUCACACGCAGCAGCACCGCUUGGACAACCAAGUGACAAUGGCCCAGAUGGCAGCGGCUCGGUCACAGCGGCUGAUGGGCAAGAAGCACAAGAAGCAGGAGCUGCAGCCCCAGCAAAGGAAGCUUCACGGCCAGAUUUCUUCAGCGCACAAAGCGGAAGCAACUUGGCACCGCAAGCAGACACUGAGCAUGUGGCGGAAGAACCCACACUUUCCCGGCCGGAGGCAGCAGGCAAGCCAGCGGGAAUCGGCCUGCGACUUCCUAAGGCUGCCAAGAGCAAGACCCCUCCGAAGCAGCGAGGCACACGAGACCUUACGCCAGACAGGUCUUUCUUUGGCGACAGUCAAGGUUGAGGCUGCUGGCGCAACCCCACCGUCACCACGGUCGCCACUAGCAGUGGAUCGCCCAGUGGACAACUCACACGCAGCAGCACCGCUUGGACAACCAAGUGACAAUGGCCCAGAUGGCAGCGGCUCGGUCACAGCGGCUGAUGGGCAAGAAGCACAAGGGGAGGCCAAACCAGAAGCAGGAGCUGCAGCCCCAGCAAAGGAGGCUUCACGGCCAAAUUUCUUCAGCGCACAAAGCGGAAGCAGAGCAGACACUGAGCAUGUGGCGGAAGAACCCACACUUUCCCGGCCAGAGGCAGCAGGCAAGCCAGCGGGAAUCAGCCUGCGACUUCCUAAGGCUGCCAAGAGCAAGACCCCGCCGAAGGAGCGAGGCACACCAGACCUUGCGCCAGACAGGUCUUUCUUUGGCGGAAGUGCUGUGCAGAAGCAUGGGCCGGAGACAGUCAAGGUUGAGGCUGCUGGCGCAACCCCAACGUCACCACGGUCGCCAUUGGCAGUGGAUCGCCCAGUGGACAACUCACUCGCAGCAGCACCGCUUGGACAACCAAGUGACAAUGGCCCAGAUGGCAGCGGCUCGGUCACAGCGGCUGAUGGGCAAGAAGCACAAGGGGAGGCCAAACCAGAAGCAGGAGCUGCAGCCCCAGCAAAGGAGGCUUCACGGCCAGAUUUCUUCAGCGCACAAAGCGGAAGCAACUUGGCACCACGAGCAGACACUGAGCAUGUGGCGGAAGAACCCACACUUUCCCGGCCAGAGGCAGCAGGCAAGCCAGCGGGAAUCAGCCUGCGACUUCCUAAGGCUGCCAAGAGCAAGACCCCGCCGAAGGAGCGAGGCACACCAGACCUUGCGCCAGACAGGUCUUUGUUUGGCGGAAGUGCUGUGCAGAAGCAUGGGCCGGAGACAGUCAAGGUUGAGGCUGCUGGCGCAACCCCACCGUCACCACGGUCGCUACUAGCAGUGGAUCGCCCAGUGGACAACUCACACGCCACAGCACCGCUUGGACAACCAAGUGACAAUGGCCCAGAUGGCAGCGGCUCGGUCACAGCGGCUGAGGGGCAAGAAGGACAAGGGGAGGCCAAAGCAGAAGCAGGAGCUGCAGCCCCAGCAAAGGAAGCUUCACGGCCAGAUUUCUUCAGUGCACAAAGUGGAAGCAACUUGGCACCGCGAGCAGACACUGAGCAUGUGGCGGAAGAACCCACACUUUCCCGGCCGGAGGCAACAUCAACGGCCGGCCAGCAGGAUUCGGACUUUACUUCCCCGGCUGCCAAGACUGAGCCCGUCCCCACGGACCGAUUGGAGGGGCUGCCUGACCGACCCAGAGUCUCAAGUGGCCCCAAGGCAAACCAGCCUCAGGUUUCAGCAGAGGGAGCCCGCGCGCGCUCGGCGCGAUCAGCUGGCUUUGGCGCGCAGCUGGCAGCAGUUCUUCGCAUUCAGCAACACUUCCGCUCCCGCAGCAAGGAUCUCAAACGAGGUGAAGCAGCCGUGAGGCCAGCGCCAGCGCCGGUUUUGAACGAGCAGGACUUGUCCAUUCCAUCUAUAGGUCUAGGCCAUGCACAGGCCCGCAAGCUGGCCAGGAAGGUGGAAGCCCCGAAGCGGCAUGUUCGCGCCAGGGAUUUUUCGAAGGCAGCGGUUGCUUCCGAGAAGGGCCCCUUGCUGACCAAGGAUGAGCUGGGAAAGAGCGCAGGUGACUUUCGCAGCCCUCAGAUGGACACAAUUGCGUCCAUCAAAGUUCAAGUGCGGCGUCAGAAUCAGAAGAAAGGUCAGGGUCUCACUGCUGAGGGCGCAGCAGCAGCAAUUCAGGUUGCCUUCCGCGUCCGGCGCAUGAAGCGAAUCCUGGCAGCCUUUCCCUUUGCAGGAGUUGAUGCAGGCACUGUUGACCGAUCACCCAAGCUGCCAGGGACACCUGGCGAGGACAAGGAUGUGUGGGCAGCGGUGCGGAUCCAAGCCUUCUAUCGUGGGAAGCUUGUGCGAAAGGCUGCGCGUCAAAGACGGCCCAGAGCCCAGCCCUCCAAGCUUUCAAAAGAUGGUGCCGCUAGCAGAAUACAGAAGAUGUACCGAUCGCGCAGGGCUGCCAAGACGCAACAGACGCUGAGUUUGUCAGCUCUUGCUGCCUUGCGUGUGCGCGCCAUCCGACUUCACAACCCGCGUGACGGAACCUCACCGCCUUCCACACCAAAGCUGCGCCAAGCUCAGAAGUCGUUUUUUGACGUGGACAUGCCCAACGAAGAGACGAGGGCAGCUGUUCGGAUCCAGGCACUGUACAGAGGCAAACUGGCGCGGCGUGCCCACGCCGCAGCUACUUACCAAGAAAGGAGGCACAUGGAUUUGGCUUCUGUGGGUGCCUUGCGCGUCAAGGUUCACAAUUUGCACAGCAAGAUGGUCAUGAAGCCGACUGCUGACAAAGGGUUUUUCGAUGCUCAGCCUUCAAGUCUUGAAUCCGAGCGAGACAGAGCAGCAACAAAGAUACAGUCACAUUUUCGGGGCAAGCAAGCACGUUCUGCUCACCGACUUCAAGGUGUGCCCGAUGUCGUAUCUUCCAAGGGCCCAUCCACUGCUGAGAUUGUGCGCAGGUCUUUGGUAGCUGCGGGCUUUGCAGUGGUAGGGGAGGCAAAUGCUGAAAUUGGGAGGCUCUUCCAGCGUGCUAGCCUUUCUGUUGAUCAGGCUAUGAUGAUGGGCGACGAAGCUGCUCAGAGAGCGUCCAUUGCCGUAGGAGAGUCCCUGUUAAGCAUGGUGGUCGAUACGGCCCCGCCACCUGCGCCUAAGUCUGAGACAUCCUCAGACUCGAGCCCUGACUUGGGCUCACACACGCAAGCGUCCAAGGAGACAAUUGCAGACCUCAGCAGCUCCCUGGAGAAGACCUGUGCCAAGCUGCGAAACUGGCUGAAUAAAAGGAAAGGCCGUACCCAUCAUGAGUGCGAUGUCAAGCCUUCCGGACAGCGCGAAUCAAGGUUGCAGUCUGGAGCUUCACCACAAACCCUGCGAGUACAACGAGCACAUUCACCCUCAACAGAGCCGGAGAAUCCACAUGAAGCAGCAGCAUCGCGCUUAUUGGCCAGGCUGAGCAAGCCAGCGCAUCACAGGCUAAAAUUGGCAAUUGUGCACUUGGCACCAUCUUGCUUUCCGGGGGAUAAAUGCUCCAGCUGCAAGGAGGUCGUUGUAGUUGAAAGCUUCGCGUCCAUCACUGCUGAGGUGGAAUUCAGUCUUUGGGGCACGUGCUCCAAGUGUCAAGAAAGUCUGUUUGGGCAGCCUCAGGAGGAGGAUACGAUCCUCGUGGCACCAGGGCGUGCAUUAGCGGCGCUGUCACCCCACCAUGCAAUACCAGUGGCAUACCCGGAUUCCAGCUCUGUUUGGCCCUCGCCUUUCCAUCUUUUUCUGGCACUGCACUUUUCAGACGCACAGAGCCUGCAGCUUGUCCUUGCGACACCCCUUGGCUCAGCCAAUGCGUUGCGCUCAUUUGUCUCACGACGAGAGCUGCGUGCAGCCGUGAGGGGUGAUUGGAAUCGAGGCUGGGCCAUUAAAGCCAUGAGGCAUGUUAUGUCCCUUGCAGUGGAACAACAUCCGGCUCUUGCGGCAUUGCUGCUGGCAACCGGCACCUCGCGCAUUGCCCACCUCUCAGACGACUUGUGGGGCAUGAGGCUAAUAGGUGGCCAGUGGGCAGGUGAGAAUCUUGUCGGGAAGAUGCUGGAGGAGAAGCGUUUAGCUCUGGCAGGCUGAAGGCUGCAUUCGAGCGAUCGCCAAGAAGCACGUGCGAGAAGGUCUGGCCGUCUGGCCUGAGGAAAGAUUGCUUUGCGCAAAGCCUGGGAAAACCAAAGUGCAGAUCUUCGAUUUCGCCAAGCGAAGGGUUCGCUUCCUUCAAGAAGUCCUGGGCAUCCUGGGCAUUACUCUGCUUCGAGUGAGCUUAGAAGCCACGAAGUUGCCCAACAACGUCAGAUGUCACUGGAUCGCACCGCCUUCUCUCAGUGCAUUGUCUCCGGUUCCGGACAGCCCAGCCAGGCAACUUAGAGGCCAUGUAGGGACUCAUUGGACUGGCGACGCGAUAUUGAUAUUGGUCGAUAUGUUUGCGGUGGAUGCUUCAGAUG